UCCGUGUUAGCUAAACAGCAUGACCUGUGUGUCCCAAUGACAGCAACAAGCACAGGGGUCUAAGAUGGUGAAAAUUAGCUUCGCAUUGCGGCUUUUUACUCAAGUUACUGUGGAAUAAACAAGGUUGAGGACGUGUGUGUGUGAAGAUGCCAGCUGGUGUGUCUUGGCCUCGGUACCUGAGGAUGUUUGGUGCAAGUAUAUUGGCGAUGUUUGCAGGAGCACAGGUCGUCCACCAAUACUACCUACCUGACCUGACUAUACCAGAGGUUCCACCAAAGCCCGGGGAGCUGCAGACAGAACUGCGAGGCUACAAAGUCAGAGAAGAAGCUGCUGCGACGUUACAGCGGCUAAAAACAGAAGAGAAGGUGGACUGAUGUAGGAUUGCACCUCCUUUGUGUGACGGACUCUUAAUCAAGCACACUAUGUCCAAUAUUGUGCCAACACUUAGAGGUUGCCAUGUGCCUGGGAGUUAAGUCAUUGCUGGGACAUCUGCAAAUGAAUAUUUUCUGUGCUGCUGUUUUCUACUGAUGGAGCAAACACAGGUGGAAUUCAAUGCCACACUGUUGGCUUCUGCCUGUUCAGGAUAAGGUUCUUAUCUGGAGCAAGAUUAUUUGGUUUAUACAACCAUGCAUACCCAUGUGUUGUCCUCCUUUUUGAUUGUGUUUGCAUUUUUAGACCAUGUGAUGACAUAUAUAUGAGAGUAAGAGGACAUGGACACACUGUAACUGCUGAAAUCAUUAAGUAAUAUUUGUUCCAUUCAAAAGUGAAUACUUGGAUUGUUUUUCCAAUAGCAGACAAAAUGUGUUAGAAAUAAAAAAUAUCAAACUAAA
This is a messenger RNA of Epinephelus fuscoguttatus (brown-marbled grouper), 830 nucleotides long. RefSeq names its product linkage group 4 C12orf73 homolog (gene lg4h12orf73). NCBI's taxonomy places the organism in Eukaryota, Metazoa, Chordata, Actinopteri, Perciformes, Serranidae. The coding region runs from base 147 to 374 and encodes 75 amino acids. Gene Ontology annotation, biological process: mitochondrial respiratory chain complex III assembly. The transcript is spliced from 3 exons. Gene Ontology annotation, cellular component: mitochondrion. The record is from RefSeq and is a predicted model, not a curated record.